AUGGAUAAAUUAACUAAUGGUAGUUUAAUCGAAAUCGGCUAUACGGGCACAAGCCUGCUUUUCCGCCCAGGAGUGCUGUCUAUUAGACGCAAGAUCGAACACGACUGUGGGACCAGCAGAGCUAUCGGAUACUUUCUCGAGCCCAUCAUUGCCUUGGCACCCUUCGCCAAAUCAGACUUGAACCUCACUCUUACUGGUAUAACGAACGACGACAUCGACCCCAGUGUCGACAUCCUGCGCACCGUAUCCCUACCAUUGCUGAAACGCUUUGGCGUCGACGACAGCGUUGUGCUCAAAGUAAAUGCUCGAGGGGCUCCUCCGCUGGGUGGGGGUGAGGUUAACUUCCAAUGUCCGGUUGUCAAGGCUCUCACCCCGCUUCAGUGGGGUGAUCCUGGGAUGGUUAAACGGAUCCGAGGAACGGUAUACUCAACGCGUAUGUCUCCACAGACGGCCAAUAGAGUCGUGGAUAAGGCCAGGGGCCUGCUGAACACGUUCAUACCUGAUGUGUACAUAUACUGCGAUCACUACAAGGGUGCAGAAUCUGGAAAGUAG
Sphaeroforma arctica JP610 is the source of this 552-nucleotide messenger RNA. Its product is annotated as 18S rRNA biogenesis protein RCL1. Bases 1 to 552 code for a protein of 183 amino acids. Gene Ontology annotation, cellular component: nucleolus. The transcript is spliced from 2 exons. Gene Ontology annotation, biological process: ribosome biogenesis; endonucleolytic cleavage of tricistronic rRNA transcript (SSU-rRNA, 5.8S rRNA, LSU-rRNA). Lineage: Eukaryota; Ichthyosporea; Ichthyophonida. The record is from RefSeq and is a predicted model, not a curated record. Gene Ontology annotation, molecular function: RNA endonuclease activity.